Messenger RNA from Sabethes cyaneus, 3926 nucleotides. RefSeq names its product zinc transporter foi (gene foi). The coding region runs from base 745 to 3027 and encodes 760 amino acids. Gene Ontology annotation, molecular function: zinc ion transmembrane transporter activity. Gene Ontology annotation, cellular component: membrane. The transcript is spliced from 5 exons. The record is from RefSeq and is a predicted model, not a curated record. NCBI's taxonomy places the organism in Eukaryota, Metazoa, Arthropoda, Insecta, Diptera, Culicidae. Gene Ontology annotation, biological process: zinc ion import across plasma membrane; intracellular zinc ion homeostasis.
UUAUAGUGGAAAGAUUACGUCCGCGUUUUAUCGUGAAUCGAAGUGGCAAUUCUAAUUAUACGCGUAUUAUUUUAGUGUUCGCUUGUUCUCAUCCAGGAAGAAGUGUCGAUAUUAUUUCGUGAAGAGUGCUAUAUACUCUGUGGAUUCGAGGUGUAGUAGAUAUCCACCACUAAGCAACUGGUAGAUUGUCGAGUGCAACCAAAAUUUGCGUGAAAUUAUUUGAUGCCUUUGUGAACGAUUAAAUGAGUAUCAAUCAAAUUUCUUACUCUAUCGGUAUUCACUGCUGCAGCUAAGUGUAACUGUUCUGGUAUCAGCAGAUUGUUUGUUGUUCGAAACAUUUGUUAUCAGCACGCGUUCGAUUAGGCGAUUUUCCAAUCUCCUGUGGUUGUGUAAUUCCAUACUUUCGCUCGUGUGCAAAAAGCGAACGCAAUUAAACUAGCUAAACUACAGCUAAUCAAGUGCCCAAAGGGAUUCAAGAAAGUUAUCAGUGAAUAAGGUAAAGGCUGGUUAAUUAAGCCAAAUUUGUCUCGCUUCGGAAUUCGUUUGGAGGAAUAGUUCAUUGUAUGCAACAAAUAAGGACAUAAUUGAAAGUCCAUACAGUCGUAAUCAAUCGCUUGAAAUCAAUGGAAACGUUAAUUCAUUCUUCGGAGGGAUAGAGGAGAUCGAACGAGUGGUUCAGUAGCGAACGAGCAUUUCACAAUCGCACUUUCGUUCCUUAUUUACAAUACCGACGACGGCACAAUAAUGGCCCGGCAUAUAAUGGCGGUGUGCGUCGUGUGUUUACUGUGUGCCGACCAUCUACCCUGUAAACAGCAUGAUGAUGAUCCCGUGCUCGGCCGCUUGUCGACCGCUGCCAGUCCGAAUACACUGUACCGAAGGGAGCCCGACUUUCGGCGGCUGGACGGAUCCCGGUAUCACCUGGGUAGCGAAAAAGCUCGCUUGGUAAAGCGGCAUAACCACCACAGCGAUCACCAUCACCACGAUCACGGCGAGGAGGACGACGAGGAUGAGGACGAUUCGGUGUACAGUCGAGCGGCACGGGAGAAAAUGGAUAAAUUCAUACGCAAAAUCUUCGGCGAGUUUGGCGACGCACAGUCAAUGACGAUGGACGUAAUCGGUUUCGAGAACAUGAUGAAGCGGCUGAACAUGUACCGAUUGGUGACGGACGGGGAGGCGCACCGGCCGCUACCGCCGUCCGCGACGCAAUCGGUAACCAAUGGCGAGCACUCGGAUGGAGACGAUGGAUCGUGCAUCAGCAGUGUCGAUUUUGUGCAGCAGAUCGCAAUGGCAAAGUCCCAAACGGUGACUUUUAAGGCGGCAACGGCGACUAACCAAUCUGGAGCAAACAACGAUAGUUCAACUAGCGGCAGCAGUAGCAGUAGCAGUAGCAUAAACCCUACUAAUAGCGGCACCAGUUCUAGCAUAAGCAGCAGUAGUUAUAACUCUAGUGAUAAAAUUCCCAAUAGGACUAACCCCAAUAUCAGCACUAACAGCAGCACGAGCAACAGUACAUUAAGCGAACUGGAUCGGUUAAAAGCGUCAAUUCGGUUCGAUCGACAGGAUCUAUUCAACAUUUGUCCGAUUUUGUUGGCACAACUAACAUCGAAGACUUCCCUAGAACGUGCCGGAUGCAUCGACCCAAGCAGCGUUCCUCAACUGAGCAGACUAGCGGAGGGUUCGUCGGUUUCAUCCGUGCAUCACGCGGGAGAACACGCGUCCUGCUGUGAUUCUAUCGAACUAUCCGUGUGGAUUUACUCAACCUUGGCAGUGUUAGGUGUAAGUUUAUGUGGUUUACUUGGCGUUGCUGUGAUACCCUGUAUGGAUAGGCAUUUCUAUCAACAUGCGCUCCAAUUUUUGGUCGCUCUAGCCGUGGGAACAUUGUGUGGUGAUGCGCUGCUUCAUCUGCUUCCGCACGCCAUGAUGGAGUCGACAAUGUCAAAUUCGCAUGACGAGAUGAUGUACAAAGGCCUAGCCGCCGUAGCAGGGAUAGUUUUCUUCUACUUUAUGGAACGCUUCCUAACCGUCAUAGCUGAAUGGUACAAACAUCAGGAGAAAAAGGAUAAGCCAUCCUCGCGGGUUCGAGUAAUGCGUGAUCCCGAUGCCAGCUCAUUGCACGGUGGUUCUGGUGGGGAGAAACAAUGCAAACACAAGUACAGUUCCUAUCCCUAUUGCUACGAUGAGAUCGCAAUGGAUACCAAGGAUGAUCAUCAUGAACAUAACCACGUCUCAAAUCACGAGCGCCUAAACAACCAUAAUAGUGCAACGGCUAAAUGUGCAAAUCACGGAGAACAUGGAGACCACACAAGCGAGUAUCUGAGUCUUCAGCAAGGCAACGGAAAGGAAGAUCUGGGCAACCUGGAUAACAACACUGUGUCAACCAAUUUGGAUGAUGCAUCCAUCGAGAGCGAGCAGGCGAACCACCAUCACAACAAGCCGAAAAUGAGACCGGAAAAUUAUACCAUUAUCCUGCGGGAGCACGAAACCAAACACCACGGCCACUCGCACACGCAUGGGCAUGUGCAUUCACCGCCCGGUUCGCUCUCGGCCGUCGCCUGGAUGGUCAUCAUGGGUGACGGGCUGCACAACUUCACCGACGGCAUGACGAUCGGAGCCGCUUUUGCAAACAACAUUGCCGGUGGGUUUUCGACCGCCAUUGCGGUGUUCUGCCACGAGCUACCGCACGAGCUCGGCGAUUUCGCGGUACUGCUGAAGGCCGGGAUGUCCGCCCGGGAUGCCGUAUUCUACAACCUGCUGUCGUCAGUUCUGAGCUUCGUCGGAAUGCUGGUGGGAAUCGUGAUCGGACAUCAGCCGGAAGCGUCGGCUUGGGUGUUUUCUGUUGCAGCCGGGCUGUUCCUGUACAUCGCGCUGGUCGAUAUGAUCCCGGAGCUCACGUCCGCCCACGGGGCCGAAGAUCGUUGCAAAACGUCGGAAUUUCUGCUGCAAUUUUUCGGCAUGAGUGCCGGCUUCGGCAUCAUGCUGCUGAUUGCCACCUACGAACAUGAUCUCAAAGAACUCUUUGUCGAUUAGUGGAACCACUAUCGUGACUGUGUAGACUUCACCAACCAACACCACCACUUCGCAUUUUAUUAUGCUAGGUACUUUCACCUCUCCGAACAUAGAACAUCGUUUGCAGACUAAAGUGUUAUUGUCGAUGUUUUAUACCUACAUGUGUUUAGAACAGAUAUGAUUUGAGGGGCUUCGAUUAAGAUUCUGGUAAUUCUACUCCGAAGCCAACAUUCUAUUAAUCUAAAAUAUUUUUAUAUCAUAAAAUCACCAUAACAGCUAAUGGCGAAGUAUUGUGACUAAUGUUAAGUGAACUUUCUGUUGCUUCAGGGGAAAAGAAAAAUGAUUGCCUUUCGAAUUUAGCUAAUCAUCAACUCUAGCAAGGAAAGAUCAAAAUUUUAGUUUCUGAAUCACGAAGCUCAAUUUUAAUUAAGUUGUAUUGAUACAAUACAAGACGCAAUAAACGUAAGUAAUAAAUAGGCAUCUGAAACAGCAGUUAGCUUUCUAUCUCAGCGCCGGACAUCAUCUACAUAGCCCUGUUCGACUUUCCCUCUAAAACGUUUUAUUUCGUGGCUUUCGUGUACUUUUUUUCCGAAUCAUAUCUUUGCUUACACGUGAAGAAUACAAACAAUGCAUUUAAUACAUAUCAGUUGUUAACAAAAAUUUUAUUUCCGGGAAAUUCGCUUUUAAGAACCAUUUUUUCGCAUACAUUUAGUUUGCUUUUGCACAGUACCAUAUUGGUUUCUUAGCAUUAAGUAGGAAGAUAACAAAUUUGAGUAUCCGUUUCCACAUUCGGUUGCUUACAUAAAAAAUCUAGGUAUUAAAUUAACACAUAAUAAGGUAAAGCCUCGUUUAUUUGCUUGGUUUAAGCUGAAAAAAAAAACAAAUAAAAUCAAUGACCUACAACAAAAGUGAAUAAACCA